CUACAUCGUUUAUUUGUUUUGUUAAUUAUCAAGUGUAGUUCGUUUUUGUCUUGUCUAAUAAAUAGUAUGUCAAAUUACUACGCUGCAAAUUGGUCCUCCGAUCCUUCUCGCCUCUCCUCGUCCGAGGAGGAGGAAUAUGACGACUAUCGUUACACCUGUGGCUUCAGGCUAUUCGAUGUGGAAAAUGUGGAGAUGCGGUGUCCAAGUAGGCUGCACGUAACUGUGUGUGGAAAAUAUCUUAUCACAGCAUAUCCAAGAUUUGAGGUGUGCAGGGAAUGAGAACAUCAUCACCCUAUGUGCAGGUGAUAAGAAACUCUUGACCUGGUUUUGGGGACUGAAAAUCAGGAGAAAGUAUCUGACUAUGUUGAUGGACUUGGAUGUGGAACAGCUCCGUAUUCCAGAGCAAGAGUACAGUGAGUUCUCCYGGAUUUGUAGAGACCUGCCCCAGAUCGGGKAUGCUGUCAUGAUCACUUGUGCAAAAGGCGGGGUCCAGUUCUCAGCCAGUGGGGAGUUGGGCACUGGCAUCAUCAAGCUGUCCCAGAACAACAGCGUGGGCAGUGAGGAUGAAGAGUCUCUCCCUCCAGAGGUGGAGUAUAGGAUUGCAGACAUGGGCCACAUCAAGUAUUAACUGGCACCUGAGAUUGUCGAGGAUGCAUCCGAAUCCUCAACCUGACUAAGCAAGUCUGAGAACACUUGGACUGAACCCUGAAGAAGACUGACGUCCUAGUGAAAGGUUACCGGUAAAGAAGUAUGGCUGUUCUGCAGGUCCCAAUAUGUUCCAGAUGCCAGUUAAAUCCUAUAGGAAUGCUGUAUACUGUAUUAUGGUUAAGGCAAUAUAACUUAUGAUAUGUUUUGGUGAUACUAAUGUGUUUCUAUGCGAAAAACAUUUAAGUUGUUUGAUGGAUACAGUAUGUUYGCCACGUCUUGUUUAUCCUUAUCAAACGGCUAAUUUAUGGGCUUAUCAAUUUUGCAAGUACAUAGUUUUAGACUAUGUUGUUUUGACAUACUCACAUACAGUACCUGUACACAUCACAAGGCAGUUUGUAUUUAGAGCAAGCUUUUUGCAUGUUCUGUUGAGAUAGACAAUAAAAUUAACAUAGUAUGUCCCAAAUAAUGCAUGAUGUGAACUACUGACAUGUCUGGGACAGAGGAGGCUGGUGGGAAGACUUUUAGGAGGAUGUUCUCGUUGUAAUUUCUGGAAUGGAAUCAAUGGA
Messenger RNA from Salvelinus sp. IW2-2015, 1214 nucleotides. NCBI's taxonomy places the organism in Eukaryota, Metazoa, Chordata, Actinopteri, Salmoniformes, Salmonidae. The record is from RefSeq and is a predicted model, not a curated record.